Messenger RNA from Salvia hispanica, 1754 nucleotides. The record is from RefSeq and is a predicted model, not a curated record. Lineage: Eukaryota; Viridiplantae; Streptophyta; Magnoliopsida; Lamiales; Lamiaceae.
AGGAAUAAUCGCUAAAUAAACCCCAACCAUCAAAUCUACAGCCAUUUCCUUUCCAUUCUAGUGUUAACUCCACUCGACCCGAGAGACUGAGAUCCGACCCGACUCAGAAAUGUCUCUCCCUCUCCUCCUCCUCCUUACCCUCCUCGCCUCCGCCUCCUUCUCCGUCGCCGAGAUCCGCUCCACCCAGAUCCGAUCCGACGCCCGCCCCUUAAUCCUCCUCGACGAGUUCGGCUUCACCCACCGCGGCCAGCUCGAGCUCAACGUCUCCCACCUCUCCCUCUCCGGAUCCACCCCCGACCCGCCGGAGCUCUCCAAGGUCGGUUUCUUCCUCUGCACCAUCGACGCCUGGGCGCACGUCCUCCAGCAAAUCGAGGAUGCGCAGAUCAAUUGCGUCCUCAGAUCCGACGCCAUCAAGCGCGUCUUCAUCUUCGAUCAGCUCUCCUCCCCCUCCGCCUCCGCCUUCAAUUUCUCCUACGCCGAGUCCUCCGCCGAUCAGUACACGCUCAUCUUCGCCAACUGCCUUCCGCAGCUCAAGGUCUCCAUGAACGUCCGCUCCGCGAUGUACAAUUUGGAAGGAGGCAGAUCCAACCGCCGCGAUUAUCUCUCUGCUGGUAAAACAAUUCUUCCUAGGGUUUACUUCCUGCUCUCCCUCAUCUAUUUCAUUAUGGCCGCCCUUUGGAUCAAUGUCUUGUACAAGAAGAGAUCGACUGUUUUUGGAAUCCAUUUCUUUAUGUUGGCUGUGGUAUUGCUGAAGACGUUGAAUUUGUUGUGUGAGGCUGAGGACAAAUCGUAUAUUAAGCGCACCGGAUCGGCGCACGGUUGGGAUGUGCUGUUUUACAUAUUCAGUUUUUUGAAGGGCAUCACGUUGUUCUCCUUGAUCGUUUUGAUCGGAACUGGAUGGUCGUUUCUGAAGCCGUAUUUACAGGAUAAGGAGAAGAAGGUUUUGAUGAUUGUGAUUCCCCUUCAGGUUAUCGCCAACAUAGCUCAGGUUGUGAUUGAUGAGACAGGGCCGUUUGGGGCGGAUUGGAUCGCGUGGAAGCAGGUGUUCUUGCUCGUAGAUGUCAUCUGCUGCUGCGCCGUGCUUUUCCCCAUUGUUUGGUCGAUCAAGAACUUGCGCGAGGCGGCCAAGACUGAUGGCAAGGCUGCGGUGAAUUUGAUGAAGCUCACUUUGUUUAGGCAGUAUUACAUCGUGGUCAUAUGCUACAUUUACUUCACUAGGGUUGUAGUCUAUGCUCUCGAAACUAUUACAUCGUACAAGUACUUCUGGACCAGCGUGGUUGCGGGGGAGUUGGCUACCUUGGCAUUCUAUAUCUUCACAGGAUACAAGUUCAGGCCUGAGGUCCAUAAUCCUUAUUUUGUGAUUGAUGAUGAAGAGGAAGAAGCUGCCGCGGAGCAAUUGAAGCUUGAAGACGAGUUUGAGUUGUGAGAGGAUGUACCAUUUGCAUCCUCAUAGUGAUGAAUGCUCUCCCCCUUAUACAGGUUGUCUAGUUCUUCCUCUGUGUAUCUUUUCUCUUCUCUUUUACUUUCAUUUGUCGCCAUGGCUUAUAUAUACAUAAACACUAGAAUUUAAAUUCACAAGUUGGAUUGAAUCCUGUCAAUUUUGUUGAAGAAAAUGAUUAGUCGAGAACCCUAGAGAAUAACGUUUGCUGUGUUAUAAAUCUCGUUGAUCAGCGUUUCUUUAGUCGUUGUAUGAUUGAUUUUUGACACGGGCUCUGGCUCAUAUAUCAGUUAUAGAUUACAAUUAGAUUCUUCUA